UCAUGCUUCCUGGCUUCACUCACAUGCACAGAGAAGGAAGAGCUGUAGAGUCUCAGCCACACAUGAAGCAGCUCUGUCUAUUUUAAACCACACCGGAUUGGACUCAGGAUAUUUUUAUAUCUCUCGCAGCGUGUGACAGAUUGUAUGUACAAAGUAGAGCCGAGUAGAGUUUCUCUAUCUUUUUUUUUAACCCUUUUAUUUUGGAUUUUUCUGGCUGUAAGCAAACGUGCGUGAGGCAGAGAGAGAGAGAGUGUGAGAGAGGGAUAGAGAGUGUGUAUGUUUGAGUUAGUCUGCAUGUGUGUGUGAGAGCGAGAUAGAGCACCAGGAUGAUUGCGGCCCAGCUACUAGCCUAUUACUUCACUGAGCUCAAGGAUGACCAGGUUAAAAAGAUCGAUAAGUACCUGUACUCCAUGCGUUUCUCUGAUGAGACGUUACUGGACAUCACGCAAAGGUUUCGGAGGGAGCUGGUCAAAGGGUUGGGUCGGGACACCAACCCCACUGCUUCACUAAAGAUGCUGCCAACGUUUGUUCGGUCAAUCCCCGAUGGCUCAGAGAAGGGAGACUUCAUUGCGUUGGAUCUGGGAGGCAGUAAUUUCAGGAUCCUCCGUGUCAGAGUGAGCCAUGAGAAGAAACAGACUGUUCAGAUGGAGAGUCAAAUCUAUGACACACCAGAGGACAUAAUUCAUGGCAGUGGAACAAGACUGUUCGACCAUGUGGCAGAGUGUCUCGGUGACUUCAUGGAAAAGCACAACAUCAAAGACAAGAAACUCCCAGUUGGUUUUACCUUCUCCUUCCCCUGCCAGCAGACCAAACUAGAUGAGGGCUAUCUGUUAACAUGGACAAAGCGUUUCAAGGCUGGUGGAGUGGAGGGGAUGGAUGUUGUCAAGCUGCUCAACAAAGCCAUUAAGAAACGAGGAGACUAUGAUGCUGACAUUAUGGCUGUAGUAAAUGACACGGUUGGAACGAUGAUGACCUGUGGUUUCGACGACCAACGCUGUGAAGUUGGCAUCAUCAUUGGCACAGGCACCAAUGCUUGCUACAUGGAGGAGCUGCGUCACAUUGACCUGGUGGAGGGAGACGAGGGCAGGAUGUGUGUGAACACAGAGUGGGGAGCCUUCGGAGACGACGGCAGGCUGGAAGACAUCAGGACAGAAUUUGACAGAGAGAUAGACAGAGGCUCUCUCAACCCCGGCAAACAGCUAUUUGAGAAGAUGGUCAGUGGUAUGUACAUGGGAGAACUGGUUCGUCUCAUCCUGGUGAAAAUGGCCAGAGAAGGCCUGCUGUUUGAGGGAAGGAUCACCCCUGAGCUGCUCACCAAAGGGAAGUUUGAGACCAAGCACAUCUCAGCCAUAGAGAAGAGUAAGGAAGGACUGAACAAAGCCAAAGAGAUUUUAAUCAGACUUGGUGUGGAGCCUUCUGCUGAUGACUGUAUUGCUGUGCAACACGUUUGCACCAUUGUGUCUUUCCGCUCUGCCAACCUGAUAGCUGCCACGCUGGCUGCCAUCCUAAUGAGGCUAAAGGAGAACAAGGGUGUGUCACGACUCCGAACCACUGUAGGCAUCGAUGGAUCUCUCUACAAGAUGCACCCACAGUAUGCCCGUCGUCUUCAUAAGACAGUCCGUCGUUUAGUCCCGGACUCUGAUGUCCGAUUCCUCCUCUCAGAGAGUGGCAGUGGAAAAGGUGCUGCCAUGGUGACGGCUGUGGCCUACCGACUCGCCGACCAAUCACGACAAAUCGCUGAAACACUGUCCGAAUUCCGCCUGACGACUGAGCAGCUGCUGGAGGUAAAGAAGCGAAUGAGGAUAGAGAUCGAAAAUGGCCUUUCGAGGAGCACUCAGGACUGUGCCACUGUCAAAAUGCUGCCAACCUUUGUACGAAGCACUCCUGAUGGCACAGAGCAUGGCGAUUUCCUGGCUUUGGAUUUAGGAGGAACCAACUUUAGAGUUCUGUUGGUCAAGAUUCGGUCUGGCAAGAGGAGAACAGUGGAGAUGCACAACAAGAUCUAUGCCAUUCCUCUUGAAGUGAUGCAGGGCACAGGAGAGGAGUUGUUUGAUCACAUUGUGCAGUGCAUCAGUGACUUCCUGGACUAUAUGGGGAUGAAGAAUGCUCGUCUUCCUCUGGGCUUCACCUUCUCGUUCCCCUGCCGACAGACCAGCCUGGAUGCUGGCAUCCUUGUGACAUGGACCAAAGGCUUUAAGGCAACAGACUGUGAAGGAGAAGAUGUGGUGGGACUGCUGAGGGAGGCCAUUAAGAGGAGAGAGGAAUUUGACCUGGAUGUAGUGGCAGUAGUCAACGAUACAGUGGGAACCAUGAUGACUUGUGCCUAUGAGGAACCCAGCUGUGAGGUUGGACUCAUUGCAGGUACCGGCAGCAAUGCGUGUUACAUGGAGGAGAUGAGGAACGUUGAGAUGAUCGAGGGAGAUGAGGGACGGAUGUGCGUCAACAUGGAAUGGGGGGCUUUCGGUGACAAUGGAUGCCUUGACGACAUUAGGACAGAGUACGACCGCGCUGUGGAUGACUUCUCGCUCAAUCCAGGCAAACAAAGAUAUGAGAAAAUGUGCAGCGGCAUGUACCUUGGUGAAAUUGUGCGAAACAUCCUCAUAGACAUGACCAAGAGAGGAUUCCUGUUCAGAGGGCAGAUUUCUGAGACGCUGAAGACCAGAGGCAUCUUUGAAACAAAGUUCCUCUCACAGAUAGAGAGUGACAGAUUGGCUUUGCUGCAAGUCAGAUCCAUCCUACAACACUUAGGACUGGACAGCACCUGUGACGACAGUAUCAUCGUCAAAGAGGUAUGUGGAACAGUGUCACAUCGUGCAGCUCAGCUGUGUGGGGCAGGAAUGGCGGCCGUAGUCGACAAGAUCAGAGAGAACCGAGGACUGGACCAUCUCAACGUCACUGUAGGGGUGGAUGGGACACUCUACAAACUGCAUCCACAUUUCUCUGGGAUCAUGCACCAGACAGUUAGUGAGCUGGCUCCUAAGUGUAAUGUCAACUUCUUGCUGUCAGAGGAUGGAAGUGGGAAAGGAGCUGCACUCAUCACAGCUGUGGGCUGCCGGCUGAGACAAGAGCUGAACAAUAAAUAGAAAAUAUCUCCCCUGUCUCUCCGUUUUUCCCCCACUUCUCUUGGUCCCUCCUCUACUCUUUCACUAUUUUCUCACCUUUUUCCUCCUUUUCGUCCUAAAUCAAACCAGUGCAGUCAGUGCAUCAGUAGCUGCUUUAGUCUAUGUGACAGAGAGAGAGAGAGAGAGAGAAAGAGAGAGAGAGAGAGAGAGAGAGAGAGAGAGAGAGAGAGAGAGCGCUCUGGUAUGUUAAGCAGCAGAGUCAGGCACUGUGUUGUAGUUAGAUUAUGUUUGAUUAACCAUUGUAACAAUAUCCAAAUUCUUAAGGUUUUUGCUAUUUUUUUUAUGUCUGAGGUUAAACUUAUCAUAGAGAUAAAACACGCACAUUCAACUCAUGAGAAAAUGUGCAGGACAGAACAAAAAAAAAAAACAAAAAAAAAACAAUAACAAAGACUUCACACUCCCCUGUAAUGCUCCUGUGUCGCCAUCUGGUGGAUUCCUCUGAUAACUAAAAUCUGUUGCAGUACA
Messenger RNA from Toxotes jaculatrix (banded archerfish), 3587 nucleotides. It is a transcript of the gene hk1, whose product is annotated as hexokinase 1. Gene Ontology annotation, cellular component: cytosol; mitochondrion. Gene Ontology annotation, molecular function: mannokinase activity; glucokinase activity; D-glucose binding. The record is from RefSeq and is a predicted model, not a curated record. Lineage: Eukaryota; Metazoa; Chordata; Actinopteri; Toxotidae. The transcript is spliced from 21 exons. The coding region runs from base 327 to 3083 and encodes 918 amino acids. Gene Ontology annotation, biological process: glucose 6-phosphate metabolic process; intracellular glucose homeostasis; glycolytic process.